AUGGAACAAAAAUUAGUGGAUAUGAUUCAGACAAGCGUGAUUGCUUUGAUUAUGAUAAAUGAUUUGGGUAUAGGACGUAAAAAAUUUACUGAAGAAGAAAAAACUUAUAGAAGAAGAAUUUGA
Molecule: messenger RNA, 123 nt
Organism: Entrophospora sp. SA101
Lineage: Eukaryota; Fungi; Glomeromycota; Glomeromycetes; Entrophosporales; Entrophosporaceae
Source: the annotation of a GenBank genome assembly